CUUCAACUCGGCAGCAUCAUUAUACAUAACGAACCGGUGCGCAUGUGCAGAUCUUCUUUCCCCGGACAUGCGCCUCUCAAGCCAGACGGACUUAUGGAUUCUUUUUCAUCCUAGUCACCCAUCAUCCCUACGAUUCGAAUGCCUAUUAACUCUUGAACACCAAUUGGCGUCGAGGCGCGGUACUUGAUCAUUGCCCACACGCGCCGUGUUCGCCUCUCACGCCGUUAUGGACGACUUGUCGCGACUGUCAGAUGUAGAGAGGGAGGAGGCCGUAGUGGACGAGAUUAGCGGCGUCGGUCUACCAACCGGAGAUACGGGAUCGCCGGCGCCAAAAUCAAGGUCAUUGUCGGACGGAGGGAGCACGCCAAAGCUAUCGCCGUCGCCGCACAUUGUCGAGGCGCGUCGACGCCAGUCAAAGGACGACAUUGCCAUUCGGGACAAGGACCGCGAGCACACAUACUCACUCCCAUCGACGCCCAUCCGCGCAGGCUUUGGUAAUCGCGGCCUGGCGCUGCACAUGCCGCUCCGCGACUCGGCCUCUGCGUCGCCCGCCUUUCAGUCCGGCCAUGCCAUCCAUGCCAGGGCUGCCCCGCUCUCGCCGCAGCUCGACCACAUCUAUGCUACGCCAACAAACAUCCUGCCACGCCGGUCGCGGGGCAUGGACUUUUCUCGGGCUGCGACCAGCCUCCAUCAUUCCACCGUUGUCGAUCAGGGUUCGCCCGACUGCUCGCCGACCAUUGGCUCCCGGGCGGUGAACAUACCUGGCCGCCACGCUUCCGAAUACCGUGCCGGCGACCAGGCAUCCACGUCGCUGUGGUCCAUGAUGGGCAGCCAGGAGCGAAUGCAGAUAUCGAGCUCGGUGGGAAGCACCAAUCAUGCUAUAUCGGACCUGUCGUCCAGCUCCGACAAUGACGACUACAUGGAUGAGGAUAUGGAGGAAGCCUAUGUCACCACGCCGCUGGUGCAGAAGAACGCGACGCCGGGCAGCGCAGCAGCUAGAGGUGCGCCGUGGAUUCCCGGUUCUCCCAUGGUCAACAACCUGUCGAGUUUCCAGCAACUACAACGCCAGCGCAAACAGCCUAAGAAAAAGCCGCGGGGGGCCUUAGGCAUUGGAUUUUUCGCGAGCUCAGCUCCGGGCGUCUUGUCAAGAUCCCCGCCAAACAAUUUGGUUGGGUCAAACGACAUGUCAUCCCAUAGACGCGAGAGCAUCAGCUGGGCUGCCAACCAGCUGCACAUAUCAGGCAACGACAGCGACGACAACCACAGGCAGCCCGAUGGCCUUGACAGCCCGCUGCGGCCGAGCAUUGUCCGGCGAGCUGUCACGCGGCGAGGCAACUUACUUCCUAAAACAAAAGGAUUUGCACGAAUCCGCGCCGCCCUGGCCGAAGAGAGCGCUCCCAUUGAAGCCGAGUUCCGCCGCGAAGCCGAGGUGGUCCGGCAGGUCCGUGAAAGCGACAUGGAUCUAGAACCGAGGCAGCCGCCGCCGCAAUCAGCAACAUCGACGGCUCUCUCCAGCCCUAAUCUCGCAACCCACGACAGCAUGGAAGAGAUUAGCGACGAUGUCAUGAUGAUGGACCCCACCGCCAGCGCCCUGGGCCUCUCGGGCGCGUUUAAGCAGCAAGCCCUGAAAAAUUCCAAGGGCAAAGUCUUUUGGGACACCUUUUCCGAGACGAGCAGCACCGGCGCCACCCAGCGCGUCACCCCUCCCCCGCCACCUCUCAAUCUAGCCCGGGCGUCAUCCACUGCCAUGAGCCUGGAAGACAUCAGCAUGGAUUCGCCGUCCGCCCGCUCCAACGGCGGCGCAAGCCAAAGCAACCCCUUCGCCAUCCCCGGAGGCGGCGAUGGCGGUGGGGCCACCCAGACCACAGCCAGCAGCUCAGGCGACGGCACACCCUUGGCCCCUCCCGCCCUCACGAACCCAAACCUGGCCCACAACAGCAAUUACCCGGCCGGCAUCAUCAUGCAGGGCGCGUCGGCAGGCCCAAUGGGGAUGGGGAUCCCGCCGACGGCCGCCGAGAUCACGCGGCGCAUCAACAACAGCAAGCGCCGGCGCGGCGACGACGACCUCAACCCCGUCAGCAUCAAGCGCCGUGCCGUCAGCCCGGGCAUGAGCGUGAACAACUCGCCCGUCAUGCAGUCGCCCCUGCAGCGCGACUCGGCGCCGUGGGGCAGCACGGCGUCGUCCAUGUCCAUGGCGUCGCGGCCGGGGAGCGUCGGUGGGGACAGCGUGGGGGGAAGGAAUAGCGGGAGUGGUGGUGCGGGGAGUGAGAAUGGAGGCUCGUCGCAUGGUGGCGGGGGGAAGGUCAGGGUUGGGUUUCGGGGCAUGGCGGAGACGCAUGAUGGGAUUACGCGGUUGAGCAUUGAGUGAGGUCGGCAUGGGGCAGGGUUUGAUCUGGGGUAUUGAGUUCCAUUUCUGCAGACGGGGCGUUUAGUACUCGGUGGUCUUUUUUUUUUCUAUUUUCUAUAGAAAAAAGGCUUUCUUGGGUUGGGGCAGGUUGCAUGGAACGGCGAUUGGAACUGGGCGGGAUUAUCAUCAUCAUGGAUAUCCAUUCAGGGCAGGCGUUUUUUUGGUUCAUGGUUUUGGGUUUCGCCAUGCUGGGAUUGAUAUAUGGUGAUUCUCUGGGACGGUUGUUCCCAACAACAGUUUAGCUUAUUUGCCCUGUCUUGUCAGCUUCACGAACGGCAUGGCAAGACGUAGCAUCGGAUAGUCCAAGAUUGCUG
Messenger RNA from Parathielavia appendiculata, 2721 nucleotides. RefSeq lists its product as uncharacterized. The record is from RefSeq and is a predicted model, not a curated record. Lineage: Eukaryota; Fungi; Ascomycota; Sordariomycetes; Sordariales; Chaetomiaceae. The coding region runs from base 227 to 2368 and encodes 713 amino acids. The transcript is spliced from 2 exons.